Vicia villosa (hairy vetch) is the source of this 1238-nucleotide messenger RNA. RefSeq lists its product as uncharacterized. Gene Ontology annotation, molecular function: protein binding. The transcript is spliced from 6 exons. NCBI's taxonomy places the organism in Eukaryota, Viridiplantae, Streptophyta, Magnoliopsida, Fabales, Fabaceae. The record is from RefSeq and is a predicted model, not a curated record. The coding region runs from base 349 to 960 and encodes 203 amino acids.
ACUUCACAAUUUCCCCUUUACUCUCUCUCUCUCUCUCUCUCUCUCUCUCUCUCUCUCUCUCCACACAAAACCUCACUUCAAAAAAUCCACACUUCGAUUCAUAGUUUUUCUCUGCAACGCCGAUUCCGAAAACCGCUUUUAUUUAUUCUCCGCCACCAUUCUCUUUCACGAUCAAUAACAAAAAAUUGGGGUUCUUAGGGUUUUUGAUUUUCUGCGACCCAAUCCCCUUUUUCCUCCGCUAAUAGUGCAUUUCGUUUUACAUUUCAUCUCAACCCUGAUUUGAAAUUAGGGUUCAUAGAUUUGGGGCUAAUUUUUUGUUGAUUAAGAAAACUAAUUAAAUCGUUGAAGAUGUAUGCUGAUCGGGUGGAAAGUGGAGCGAGGAGGUCGGUGAAGGAGCGUCUCGACGGGAGCAUCAGUGUAUCUACUCGGCAGCAACGCCAAGUUGGCGGCAAGAGGCCGAGGCAGGAUGACAAGUGGGAACAUGAUCUGUAUGAUGAUGAUGAACAACCCCAGACCACUAAUCGCAAAGUUACUGGUCAAGAUCUUCGUCAUAAGCUUCAAAAGAAAGGUCUUCAACCUGCAACUAGGCCUGGAAAAAGUUCUGCUCCAAACAUCCGAGAUCUCCGCGAAAGACUAUCAGGGACAAUGAAUUCACAACCUAAAAACUCCGAUCCACCGAAGUCAAAAGUGAUUGCUAAACCGAGCAAUACAAGUGUUGGCACUGAGGCUCCUGCAGUCAAAAGACCAGCUAACCCAGCUCCUAAAAAGGCACGGAAGGCUGAUAUUACAGUGGAUGAUUUUUUGCUGUCCUUGGGUCUCGAAAAGUAUCUCAUAACUUUUCAAGCUGAAGAAGUUGAUAUGGCAGCUCUCAAACAUAUGAAUGAUGAGGACCUCAAGGUCAUGGGUAUACCAAUGGGUCCAAGAAAGAAGAUACUUUUAGCAUUGGAGUCAAAACUCUGACACUGUUGGAAUUGAUGUUGUUAGCUAUGGGUGGACCUUAUCCUUGCAGACAAUGGGGGAAGAUGGAUUAGCAUAUGAAAACUAAGUGUAAUAGCAUGUCAUUAUGACUAUUUUCAUUUUUCUUGUUUUACUUCCCCUAUUUUUUAGACAUGAAUCAGGUUAGUUUUGUAGUUUAUUUGGCAAAACCCUCCAUUCUCCUAGAUCUCUUAAUUGUACUUAAAUAUUAAUGGGUUUCAAUGUAGUUUACCUUUUGAAUUAGUCCAUGGUUUAACUUUAAA